CAGAGACUGCAGACACAGUACAGGGAUGACCAGAGACUGCGGACAGUACAGGGAUGACCAGAGACUGCGGACUACAGGAGAUGACCAGAGACUGCGGACAGUACAGGAGAUGACCAGAGACUGCGGACACAGUACAGGAGAUGACCAGAGACUGCGGACACAGUACAGGACAUGACCAGAGACUGCGGACAGUACAGGAUGACCAGAGACUGCGGACAGCACAGAGAUGACCAGAGACUGCGGACAGCACAGGGAUGACCAGAGACUGCGGACAGCACAGGGAUGACCAGAGACUGCGGACAGCACAGGGAUGACCAGAGACUGCG
This is a messenger RNA of Staurois parvus, 326 nucleotides long. The record is from the annotation of a GenBank genome assembly. NCBI's taxonomy places the organism in Eukaryota, Metazoa, Chordata, Amphibia, Anura, Ranidae.